Messenger RNA from Molossus molossus (Pallas's mastiff bat), 2709 nucleotides. RefSeq names its product PBX homeobox 2 (gene PBX2). Gene Ontology annotation, molecular function: RNA polymerase II cis-regulatory region sequence-specific DNA binding; DNA-binding transcription factor activity, RNA polymerase II-specific. The coding region runs from base 184 to 1296 and encodes 370 amino acids. The record is from RefSeq and is a predicted model, not a curated record. The transcript has 10 exons. Gene Ontology annotation, biological process: regulation of transcription by RNA polymerase II; brain development; eye development. Gene Ontology annotation, cellular component: nucleus. NCBI's taxonomy places the organism in Eukaryota, Metazoa, Chordata, Mammalia, Chiroptera, Molossidae.
UACCAGCCCCUCUGCGCUCCUGAGGCUCAAGCUGGGCAGCCCACUGCAUACCCUCAACCCUGCUUGGCAGGGGCACCAGAGACUGGACCCAGCAAAUAUCUCAGUAUUCAUCGCCCUCAUUCUUGUUCCCUGAGAACUGGAGUGGGUGGAAGUCCUCAAAUCCUGGGACUAGUCAAGCAGAUAAUGACCAUCACGGACCAGAGCCUGGAUGAGGCCCAGGCCAAGAAACACGCCCUAAACUGCCACCGAAUGAAGCCUGCCCUCUUUAGUGUCCUGUGUGAAAUCAAAGAGAAAACCGGCCUCAGCAUUCGAAGCUCCCAGGAGGAGGAGCCUGUGGACCCCCAGCUGAUGCGCUUGGACAACAUGCUUCUGGCAGAAGGUGUGGCUGGGCCUGAGAAAGGGGGGGGCUCAGCCGCAGCAGCUGCAGCCGCUGCAGCUUCCGGGGGCGGUGUGUCCCCUGACAACUCCAUCGAACACUCGGACUAUCGCAGCAAACUUGCCCAGAUUCGCCACAUCUACCACUCGGAGCUGGAGAAGUACGAGCAGGCAUGUAAUGAAUUCACAACCCACGUCAUGAACCUGCUGAGGGAGCAGAGCCGCACGCGGCCUGUGGCGCCCAAGGAGAUGGAGCGGAUGGUGAGCAUCAUCCACCGGAAGUUCAGCGCCAUCCAGAUGCAGCUCAAGCAGAGCACCUGCGAGGCCGUCAUGAUUCUGCGCUCCCGCUUCCUGGAUGCCAGACGAAAACGCCGAAACUUCAGCAAACAGGCCACUGAGGUCCUCAAUGAGUAUUUCUAUUCCCACCUGAGUAACCCGUAUCCUAGUGAGGAGGCUAAGGAGGAACUGGCCAAGAAGUGUGGAAUCACUGUCUCGCAGGUCUCCAACUGGUUUGGCAACAAGCGAAUUCGCUAUAAGAAAAAUAUUGGAAAGUUCCAAGAAGAGGCAAACAUCUAUGCCGUCAAGACCGCCGUGUCAGUCACCCAGGGGGGCCACAGCCGUACCAGCUCCCCGACACCCCCUUCCUCCGCAGGCUCUGGCGGCUCUUUCAAUCUCUCAGGAUCCGGAGACAUGUUUCUGGGGAUGCCCGGGCUCAACGGAGAUUCCUACUCUGCUUCCCAGGUGGAAUCACUCCGACACUCGAUGGGGCCAGGGGGCUACGGGGAUAACCUCGGGGGGGGCCAGAUGUACGGCCCUCGAGAAUCGAGGGCAAACGGUGGCUGGCAGGAGGCUGUGACCCCAUCCUCAGUGACAUCCCCAACAGAGGGACCAGGGAGCGUUCAUUCUGACACUUCCAACUGAUCUCACCCCUCAGGGCCACAGGGGUGGGGGCUCUCGAGGUGACUCUUGAAGAGGACAAAGGCAUCCAGAGGACAAACCCCAGACACAGGAGAAGCACAAGACAGAGAAGGGCAAAUGGGGUCAUCCCUCCCCCAGCAGACUCAGUGCUGGGGUUGCUGACUACAUGGCAAAGAGAAUGGGGUCCCCUAAGGGGAAAGUGGGGUCUGUCUCCCCCUUUUUUCCUUUCAGUCUUUUUCUCCCCCUUUCUUACACAAAAACACACACCCAGAUCCUAUUUUUCAUAUCCUUUUCUCUCUCUCAUAUACAUAUACAACUAUUCUGUUUCUCUCUCUCUCUCUCUCUCUCUCUCUCUCUCUCUCUGGUUUCACCGACUCUCCCUCCCCCACCCGUUAUCUGCUCUGGGAUCUAUGGAGACGCCAGCUUUGCCCUAUCAAUCAGAGAUGCCAAAAAUGGGGACACAACUUCUGGACAGAUGACCUGGGCCACACUCCCGUGCCUCCUGCCCCCUGCCCCUCCAGACGGCUUUAUUACCUCAUAUGCAGCUCAUCUUGAACCAAUAGAAUCGCUCGGUGGACGAGAGUGUCUGACUCAGAUAUCUACCUCGGAGGGAGUUUCUGCUACUUUAGGGAAUUGUUGGCUGGGUUUUGGGGUUGAACUUUUUUUUUAGGAAAGAAAAAGAAACCCUGGGAUCCCCCUGUAUUCUUUGUUUUGUUGUUGGUUUUUAAUUUUCAAUUUAGUUUGGGGAAGUAGAUGAUUUUACAUGUUGAUUUCCUUUUUGGCUUAAUUUUUUGCUUUUCAUAUUAGGGGUGAUAGCCAAAGGGGUCAUGAUAAGAGAAAGGGGAACAAAUAGAACUGGUGAAGAGUCCAGCUGGCUCCAGUCCUGUCCAUCAGGAAGUACAUUUAGCAGGGCACCACGCCUGCUCCCUAAAAUCACUUAGGUAUUCUCCUUGACUUAUAAAAUCCCAGGUGUUCUUUGCUUGUUCAGGCAGCUCCGUUGGGGGCUCACUGGCUGGCCUCCUCCCUCUUCCCACAACCCUUUGACAGGGCCAGACACAGUCAUUUUGAGGAAAUGCCACCUUCCCCUGUGACAUGUCUUCAAGUCUUUCUUUUUUUUUAAUUAUUUGCAGGUUGGAGGGGAAGAAUGGGGAGGGGGCCAUUGCAAAAUAAAUAUGGGUUGGGGUGCUUGUGUAUGUAUCUCCUUAAAUUUCCCCAGAAAUAAGUUUUUUCUUAGGUCCAAAAUCAUGAGGGUAGGGAGAGGAGGGAGGUUGCAAAGCCAGGUAUGGGGAGAAGUAAAAUCACCGCUGCCCCUUCCUUGGCCCUGAACCCCUUAAACAUCAGGAUUUCACAGACUGUCCCUCGGGGGAAUCCCUCCAGUCAAAGGCCCAGGCAGGACUGAAGGCAGGUUGGGAUUGU